Sardina pilchardus (European sardine) is the source of this 683-nucleotide messenger RNA. Its product is annotated as integrator complex subunit 6 homolog. The transcript is spliced from 4 exons. The coding region runs from base 95 to 562 and encodes 155 amino acids. The record is from RefSeq and is a predicted model, not a curated record. Lineage: Eukaryota; Metazoa; Chordata; Actinopteri; Clupeiformes; Clupeidae.
GUCAGCAGGCGAGGAUGGUGACUGUCUCCUAGCGCAGGCAGGCAGGGCGCUGGCAACAGAUCUCCUCCAGUUCUACUCGUUUGCCUCCUGCGCCAUGACGACAGCUUUUCUCAUCCCCGUAGUUCUGUCGCUAAUUUCCACAGGACUCUCACAAGGAGCAGCUUUACCUACACAGACGCAAUCAACGAUCCCACGCACAGACAUGCCGCCGACUGGAUCAUCAGACAUAAUAACACCACCAUUAACAAAUAUAUCCCUGACACAUCCAGCUAUAUCAGCUGAUGGAUCCACGUCACCAUCAUCAUCAUCAUCAUCAUCAUCAUCAUCAACAACAUUAUCAGCAAAAGCAACACCCAACACCACCUCACAAUAUGUGAUGGUCCUGUGUAGACCAACCACAAGCUCGAGAACAAAUAAAGGCAAGCCACUCUCACGUAACCUGUGGCUGAUAGCCUUCCUGUGUAUUGCUAUUUGCAUAGUAGUCGGGCCACUGGUGAUGCUGAUAGCCAAGUGUUUACCACCUGCUGAUGAAACACAGAUUUCUGAAGGAGCAGAUGACUGAGGACAUCCGCACCAAAGAAGAAGCUGACUCAAAGACAAAAAGACAGAUCAAUGCAAAAAUGGGACUUCAAAUACUUGUGUGUGUAUUCUAAUUGUGUAGGAGGUAGAACAAUAAAAGUGGU